UGCGUGGCCCAUCUGGGUGGGCGUUCGGAGGGUUUGGAUGCCGAGCGGGAGCGACUGAUGGUGCAGAGACUAAAGGAGAGAUGUGAAGAUCAGGCCCGGCAGCUGAUCAGAUUGCAGGAUGAGCUCAAAAAGUCCUUACAAUGCCUGGAUGUGUUCAGCAUCACCACCCAACACUUCUGCCACAAGAGCGAGAGUGCUGCUGUGAAGGAGAGGGAAUUAUCCCUGCAGUUGGCCAGGAUUAGGGAUGAAGUGGUGGUCAGUGUUCAGCGGUGGGAGCGUCUGCAGGGUGAGAAGGCCCACCUGGAGCAGAGUUUCGAGCGGAAGCUGAAAGAACUCCAAGAGGAGCAACAGCAGGAGCUCAAGGCCCUACAGGCGAGACUGGUGGAGGAGCACAGCUCUGAGAAACAGAGACUCCAACAGCAGCAGAACAGUCACCUGGUGCAGCUGCGAUCUCAGCACCAGGAGCAGAUCGAGAAGAUGAGCGAAAACCAUGAGACGGCUAUGAUUGAGAUGGAAGCAACUCAUAGCGCCACGCUGGCCACUUUACAAGAGGAACACACCAGAACCAUUAAGAACUUGAAGAUGGCACAUGAGCAGCAAAAGAAGUCAAUGGACGAGGAAUUUGAGAAACUCAGACUCUCACUGCAGGAUCAGGUGGACACGCUGACAUUUCAGAACCGAACUCUGCGAGACCGCGCCAAACGCUUUGAAGAAGCACUGCGCAGAAGCACAGAUGAGCAGAUAGUGGAUGCUCUUGCACCAUAUCAGCAUAUAGAGGAGGAUCUGAAGAGUCUUAAAGAGGUCCUGGAGAUGAAGAACCAGCAGAUUCAUCAACAGGAGCUCAAAAUUUCAGAGCUGGAAAAAAUGGCUCAAAAGAAUGUUCUAUUGGAAGAGCGUAUUCAGGUGUUACAACAACAGAACGAAGACCUAAAGGACAGGAUUGACCGAAAUCUCGCCACGUCCAGGCAACUGUCGGAAGAAAAUGCCAACCUGCAGGUGCACGUUGAGAAAGAGAGCAAUGAGAAGAAGCGUCUGAGUCGCACCAAUGAAGAGCUUAUGUGGCGUCUCCAAACGGGCGAGUUAAGCCCUCGAAUGUCUCCCACCCAAUCACCCCUCCAUCGACCAGCCUCUAGUCCCGGUUCACCCUCCCGACCGCAGUCCUUCCCUAGAUGAGUGCCCAAUUCUCCACCGUCUUUUUUAGUGCGGUAUUUCACUUUAGAGACAGUGGUUAUAACAUUUAUCAUUCUCCAAUGUCAUACC
This is a messenger RNA of Danio aesculapii, 1260 nucleotides long. It is a transcript of the gene mtus2b, whose product is annotated as microtubule associated tumor suppressor candidate 2b. Lineage: Eukaryota; Metazoa; Chordata; Actinopteri; Cypriniformes; Danionidae. Bases 58 to 1173 code for a protein of 371 amino acids. The record is from RefSeq and is a predicted model, not a curated record. Gene Ontology annotation, molecular function: microtubule binding. The transcript is spliced from 9 exons. Gene Ontology annotation, cellular component: nucleus; cytoplasm.